Rana temporaria (common frog) is the source of this 819-nucleotide messenger RNA. RefSeq lists its product as uncharacterized. Bases 163 to 819 code for a protein of 218 amino acids. The transcript has 4 exons. The record is from RefSeq and is a predicted model, not a curated record. Lineage: Eukaryota; Metazoa; Chordata; Amphibia; Anura; Ranidae.
UCUUUCUUAUGAACACAGCAGACAGUUUCUGGUUAAUCCACAGAAAACGAAGAGAUUCAUUUUGCCAGGAGUGUAUAUGGCCUAUGGGAUCACACACACGGCUUUAGAUCUGAAUUUUUGACCAACCAGAGGUUAAUUAUCCUCCAAGGAGGGAAAAGGAAAAUGUCUGCAACAAUUGAAAAUCAGACUCCGUAUUAUAUUUCCUACUGCUUUUCAUACCAAGCUGCACUGAAUAAUGUCAGGGAAUUUGGUGUUGUAAGACCUCGGUCUUCUAAACGCAUCAGUCAGUUGACUUUACCUAGUCAUAUUUACGUGAAAUAUGAACAUCAGUCACAAGAUGACACCCGUCAUCGUGCAGAUUUGCAUCGAAGUUACAAUGGCAUCCACCAUCCAACCUUCUAUAUCCGUGAAUAUGGAGCGGACAGAUCUUUGCUGCAGCUAACAAGUAACAGGGGAGGAGAUUCUCCUACAUGCCCAAACUAUGGCAAACAAGAAGAGGACAGAAUAGAAAUGCAAAGAAGAAGACUUCAAGAGGAAGAGAAUAGGAGGAGGCAGCAGCAGAUUGAGCGAGAGAGGAGGAUUCAGGAGGAGAUUGAGAAGGAAAGUAAAGCUCUAGAAGAAAAACAAGUCCAGUUCAAUAAGAAGCUGGAGAUGAGAAGAAACAGAAACAUACAAAGACAGAAGGAAACUCAUAUCCUUCGCCACGUGGUAGAAGAUGAUGCCCUUCCUAUCCAAAUAACUGAGGUAACAUAUAUAUAUAUACACAUACAGUAUAUAGAUGGAGCACCAUCCCAGUUAGGUUGCUAUCAGGUUAGGUAA